This is a messenger RNA of Dryobates pubescens (Downy woodpecker), 1784 nucleotides long. RefSeq names its product galactose-3-O-sulfotransferase 2 (gene GAL3ST2). The record is from RefSeq and is a predicted model, not a curated record. The transcript is spliced from 5 exons. Gene Ontology annotation, cellular component: membrane. The coding region runs from base 1 to 1326 and encodes 441 amino acids. Gene Ontology annotation, molecular function: galactosylceramide sulfotransferase activity. NCBI's taxonomy places the organism in Eukaryota, Metazoa, Chordata, Aves, Piciformes, Picidae. Gene Ontology annotation, biological process: glycoprotein biosynthetic process; glycolipid biosynthetic process.
AUGCAGAUGAGAGGAGUGUCGGAGUCGACUUGCAAAGGUGACACUUCCCAGCUGGCGGCAGAGAGGCAGCAUGAAAAGCCCUGCGUGCACUUCGAGGUGAGGCACGUUAAAUGUCUCCUCAUUUUCAGCCUUUCCCUAGGACUCGUCUUCCUCUCGGGAUUCUUCCGCAUGAAGAACAAAAAUUACAUAAUUUCCAAGAGACACGAGGAGCUGCUGCUACCUUCCAUGCCUUGCCAUGCCAAGACAAAUGUCAUGUUCCUCAAGACCCACAAGACAGCCAGCAGCACCAUCCUGAACGUCAUGUUCAGGUUUGCAGAGAAGUACAACCUCACUGUUGCCCUCCCAGCUGGGCAGCUCCUCCACCUGGGCUACCCAAAGAGCUUCCUGACCCAGUUUGUGGAGGAAUUUCAAGCCAUAGGACAAAACUACAAUAUCAUGUGCAACCACUUGAGGUUUAACCCCUCUGAGGUACAAAAGGUGAUGCCAGCAAACACCUUCUACUUCUCCAUCCUGAGGAACCCCAUUGCCUUGCUGGAGUCUUCCUAUGCCUACUACAAGGACAGUGUCCCUGCCUUCAGGUUCUCCAAGGACGUGAACGAGUACCUGGCGUCGCCUAUGAAGUAUUACCACUGGGGGGAUACCAAGAGAAAUAUCUAUGCCAGAAACAUCAUGUGGUUUGACUUUGGCUAUGACAACAAUGCUGGGGACAGUAAAAGGUACAUCCAGGCAAUCCUGAACGAGAUUGAACAGAAUUUCCACCUGAUCCUGAUAGCAGAGUACUUUGACGAGUCCAUGAUCCUCCUGAAGCGUGCUUUGUGCUGGGAUCUCGAUGAUGUGCUUUACUUCAAGCUCAACUCCAGAAGCCAGGACACCGUCCAGACCUUGACUCCAGAAAGUGAGGAGCAGAUAAAAACGUGGUGCUCACUGGACUGGGAGCUCUACCUGCACUUCAACCACACCUUCUGGAGGACAAUUGAGAAGACCAUAGGACUCAAGGAUCUGGAGGAGGAGGUGAAUCACCUGCGAACGAGACAGAAGGAGCUGAUGAGGACAUGUCUCUCAGACCAGGAGGCAGUAGGGAAAGAUCACAUCAAGAACAAAGCUCUCCUGCCUUUCCAGUCAGGGACUGCAAAUAUCCUUGGGUACAACCUCAGGCAAGACUUAGAGAACAGGACUCUGAGAACCUGCCAGAAAAUGAUUAUGCCAGAGCUCCAGUACACAUCCUAUCUUUAUUCCGUUCAACACCCACACAAGGAGAGGAAACAGGGCUUUCCCUGGCAGUGGAGCAGUUUCCAGGAGAAGAUGCAGCUCCCACCUCCCAACUAGGACACAUGACAACCCACUGUGGUUUCCCACCCCUUUUCAUCACCCCAUAUCUGGCAUGGCACCAACCCACAGGGCUCUUGCACAUGAGGGGAAGGUGGGGGAGCCUUUGUUUGGGGCCACUGAGCUGGUGGUGGGUCCCUUUUUGGGGACCUUGGGCCAAAGGCUCUGCAUUGGCUGGAUACUACAUGAUCCCACCUCCCUGCUCCCUGGCAGAGGGACAUCUCGCUGCUGCUAAGCACUGGGCAGACUUUCAGCUGGCUUAGACCUUCCUGCCUCUUAAUCAUUAAUCACAGGCUUAAUCAUUCUGCUUGCGUUCAGCUUAAUUUCACAGCCCUUGCUGCGCCCAGGCUGGUCACAGCGCACAGAGCAAGUCCUGAUCUGCAGCAGUUAGGGGAAAACAGGGGAGAGGGAAGGCACAAGGAGAGUGCAAUGAGGGACACAACACUGGGAGGCCUAGG